Yamadazyma tenuis ATCC 10573 is the source of this 1458-nucleotide messenger RNA. RefSeq names its product Bfa1p (gene BFA1). Gene Ontology annotation, biological process: regulation of Ras protein signal transduction; mitotic spindle orientation checkpoint signaling. Gene Ontology annotation, molecular function: GTPase activator activity. NCBI's taxonomy places the organism in Eukaryota, Fungi, Ascomycota, Pichiomycetes, Serinales, Debaryomycetaceae. Gene Ontology annotation, cellular component: SIN/MEN two-component GAP complex; mitotic spindle pole body. The record is from RefSeq and is a predicted model, not a curated record.
AUGUCACCACACCGAGGUAUUUCCAAGAGCAAAUCACGAAUACUAAGCAAGUUCCAAGAGGACGAGAUAUUUGGUGAGCAGGAGAUCGAUCUCGAUGACGAGUUCAAGACCCUCAAACUACUGGACUUUCAGCCGAUGGCCAAGAAGGACGUUCGAGACUACGCAGAAGACUUUGAGAACGCUGGUGGAGACUUGAAUUUCAAGUUAAAUCCUCCUUCAGAAGCAGAUAUAAAGCUUAGUCCAGGAACUCUUAGCAGCUCUCCCAGAAGAAAGUCGCUUAGUGAAUACAGUGAAGAUACCGAGGUGACGUCUGGUUUCAAUGACGAAGAGUUUGAGGAUAUCGAGGACGUCUUCGGCAAAGAAGAACCCGACUCGUCAAAGCUUUACGAUGUGCUAAACAGUAAGAAGGCCAAGUUGCUCCACGACGCUGAGAAGGAAGAGAAGGAAUUAAUACGGAAGUACCGAGGGGAAGACCUCACCACGUUGAAAUUGAAGAACCUCGACAUCGACUUGAUUGAAAAUGAUAAAACAAUCAACUACGAAUACACACGAGACGAUUUCGAGGAUUUCGAGGAAGGGUUCGAAAACAUCCACAAGCUCAGCUUCAAGAAAUCGAUGCCCAGUCUCAAAACCCAGUCGUCUUUGGGCAUGAGGAAGUUUCAAUCGAGCUACAACUUAGCCCAUGACAGGACCCGUGGAAUAGACUCACAUCCUAAGUACAACAAUAAGCUCAUGAGCAAACUUGGCCGGAUUCCAUCCUUCUACAACCAGCGUAAGCUCAACGAGAUGAUCGAGGAGAAUGAGAACUUCCGCUUGACCAAACAACAGUUGCUUCAGCAGUACCAGGAGAUUGACAAACAGCAUAAGCGCACAAACGAAAAGAUCUUGAAUCUCAAGAAGUCCAUGUCGAUGCCGGCGAGAAGAAGCAAGGGCAAGAAGAUAGGUUUGGUGCGUUAUCUCGGAGAAGAUGUUCCCAAUGUGGAGAACUCCAAAAUGAAGUUCAACAACGAGCUGAAAAACUGGGAAGGUAACGAGAUUGAGUUAAUGAAAUUCAAUAGCUUCACCACCAAAAAGCCUUCGUUGAUCAAGUCCAACGAGUAUAACAACGCCAAGGGCCCCAACUCUUCCAAUAUGGUGUUUGAUCCGAUAAACUUGAAGUGGGUGUCAAAAGCACCUGAAGAAGAUGUAUUUAAGGGCCUCAACGAACUUAACGAACCCGACAACAAGGGCCGUGGGGUCAGCAACUUCACGGCCCGAACAUUAUCUACCAACGUUGAGGAAUCUGACAACGUCUUCAUUGUGUCAAAGAAGCUCAUUGAUCGGUUCUUAAAAGAAGAGACAAAGUUGGCUAGGCGAACCGAAUACUGGUUCAAUAAGCACGAUAUAUAUGACUUGGACGCCGAGUUCAAUCCCGACUAUUACUGGGACAUUCGCAAACUAGUUAUGGAUAAUGAGUAA